UUAAAUAACAGCACUGCCGGAAUAUGCGAUUCUACAAUCAAUCGCUGGAAGGAAGGGAGGAGAAAUUACUUAUCGAGUGAAAUUGAAAUGUUUUAUGCGUGAUUAUUGAUAGAGACCUUCCGUUUCCAUGUCUGCCUCCCCCCCAGAUUUGGAGUGACCCGUAAGGUAGCAAUUGUGGGGUUUUGUAGCUGUGACUUCUGUGGAGUAUAUAAAGGCCAAGUCUUUGCAGUUGUUCGCCAUUGAAGGAAGAAGAAGAUAAAAGUGUUCUCGUUCUAAGUGCCUCAGAUCUAGUUAGUGUCAAUUCUCUAACUCGCAAUGGCUACGGAAGCAUCCAAUGGAACGAACCAUGUGACUACCAAGCCACCUCCCGAGCCUUCACCGUUGAGAAGAGCAAAAUUUUUUAAGGCAAAUAUGAGGAUUUUGGUGACGGGUGGAGCUGGAUUCAUUGGUUCUCACUUGGUUGACAAGCUGAUGGAAAAUGAGAAAAAUGAGGUCAUCGUCGUGGAUAACUACUUUACUGGCUCUAAAGACAACCUAAAGCAAUGGAUUGGUCAUCCUCGAUUUGAGCUUAUUAGACAUGAUGUCACUGAGCCUUUGUUGAUUGAAGUUGAUCAGAUAUAUCAUCUUGCUUGUCCAGCUUCUCCCAUUUUCUACAAAUACAAUCCUGUGAAGACAAUAAAGACAAAUGUGAUCGGAACAUUAAACAUGUUGGGCCUUGCCAAGCGUGUUGGAGCGAGAAUUUUGCUGACAUCAACCUCGGAGGUAUAUGGCGAUCCCCUCGUGCACCCUCAGACCGAAGACUACUGGGGCAAUGUGAACCCUAUCGGGGUUAGGAGCUGUUAUGAUGAAGGGAAACGAGUAGCCGAAACUUUGAUGUUUGAUUAUCACAGACAGCAUGGAAUCGAGAUACGCAUUGCAAGGAUAUUCAACACUUACGGCCCCCGAAUGAAUAUUGAUGAUGGUCGCGUCGUCAGCAAUUUCAUAGCUCAAGCAAUACGGGAUGAACCUUUGACUGUUCAGUUGCCCGGAACACAAACCAGAAGCUUUUGUUACGUUUCUGACAUGGUUGAUGGACUCAUUCGAUUGAUGGAAGGAGACAAUCCCGGGCCUAUCAACAUUGGCAAUCCAGGUGAAUUUACAAUGAUGGAGCUUGCAGAGACUGUAAAAGAGAUGAUCAAUCCCGAUGUCAAGAUUAUUACAGUGGAGAACACCCCAGAUGAUCCGCGCCAGAGGAAACCCGACAUAACGAAAGCAAAGGAAAUGUUAGGCUGGGAGCCGAAGGUGAAGUUGCGCAACGGCAUCCCGCUUAUGGAGGACGAUUUUCGCUUAAGGCUCGGUAUUUCGAAGAAGAAUUAAUUUUUUUCUUCAGCUUAGCAUAUAUUACACCCUUUUCGGAGAUAAUACUCUUUGGUUUCAUCCAUGUGUGGUUUUUGCUGAAUGUUGAAAUUUUUGGAUUCCUGUGAAAUGGUUUUUUACAAUGUUAUUACAUUUCGUGAAAGAUCGAACCUGUUUUAAUAAAAUUUGAGUUUAUUUUCGA
Molecule: messenger RNA, 1537 nt
Organism: Andrographis paniculata
Lineage: Eukaryota; Viridiplantae; Streptophyta; Magnoliopsida; Lamiales; Acanthaceae
Product: UDP-glucuronic acid decarboxylase 6
Exons: 14
Coding region: 316-1356 (346 amino acids)
Biological process (GO): D-xylose metabolic process
Cellular component (GO): cytoplasm
Molecular function (GO): NAD+ binding; UDP-glucuronate decarboxylase activity
Source: RefSeq, a predicted model, not a curated record